GUAAAACCCGAGCUUAAAUCGGACCAGACAUGGCUUUCGUGCUUCGCUUUGCCAAAACGGUGCGCAAUAACUGGAAGAAAUCGACCGUGUUCGCCAGUGCCGUUGCGUACGGUGUGUCGUACUCGAAUGAAAAAUACGAAAUAAAACAGUUGAUGCGAUACUACUGCACGGAAGCAUCACGCUAUGGGGACGUAAAGAUAAGCCAAACUCAGCGACCACACAAGGUUCUGGUACUGCUGAAUCCGGCAGCGAACCGCAAAUCCUCUGAGGAAGACUUUCAAAACUACUGCGAACCGAUACUACAUUUGGCCGGUUUCGAGGUGGACGUCGUGAAGACCGACUCCGAGGGUCACGCCCGUCGGUACGUGGAAGAGUUGGCCACCCUCCCGUAUGCCCUGAUCGUCGGCGGUGGUGAUGGAACGCUUUCCGAAGCCGUGUCGGGCAUGAAGCGGCGACCGGACGGUGCGCAGUGCCCGAUCGGUGUGCUGCCGCUCGGGCGAACCAACACACUGGCCACGAAGCUUUUCACGGCCGAAGGUGCCAAACAUUCCGAUCUGGAGCACGUCCGCACGAUGGCCAACGCUGCCUAUGCCGUCAUUGCGGGCAAGAAGGAAAAGAAGGACAUAAUGCGCAUCGAGGUGCUUCCGAGUGAGGCCGAUGAAACGCCACCGGAAAAACCGGUGUAUGCGCUCGGUGCCCUGCAGUGGGGUGCGUUUCGGGACAUUCUAGCACUGAGAGACAAGUACUGGUACACGGCCUCCCUGCGCGAGUACACGGCGUUCCUUUUCAACGCCUUCGACGGUGGCCACACGUGGAACUGUAAGGCACGGCUCGCUUAUACGGAACCCUGCACCGGAUGCAGUAACUGCUACCGGGAUCUGGACGAUCAGUGGGCCGCUACCAAGAAACAGGAGCAACAGCCCCGGAGAUGGUGGUCGGUGUUUGUGCCGCGCUCGAAAGGGCCCGCCAAAACGGAUUACACAAAAAUAGUCAACGACAAGUGCUCGGUAAGGCACGAGCUUGAGGUUGACCCCUCGGAGUUGAUCGUAAAGACGAACAAUGUGGACGAAAGUGACGAAGGUGGUGAAACGAAGCCGAGUGAAAGUUCAAAGCUACGGUUAGUUGUGGGACCUUCGGUGGAAUCGGGUUUCAGUUUUAUCGGUGAAAGCUGGAGCCGGCUGCGGGGUCGUAAAUAUCUCGAAAGCGCGCCGACCGCCGUCAUCAGUGCGAGGACGAUUGAACUGUUACCCGAACGAUUGAAGGUGGAAGAGACCGAUCCGGAGCUGUACUACUCGAUCGACAACGAAGCUUUCGAAGUUCGGCCCGUGCGGGUAACGCUCGUCCCCAAAGCGGUCGAAAUUUUUACUUUCUAGUUCUAGAACAAUAAACCCGGAUGACAAUGGUGGUGAU
Anopheles cruzii is the source of this 1410-nucleotide messenger RNA. It is a transcript of the gene Mulk, whose product is annotated as acylglycerol kinase, mitochondrial. Bases 30 to 1373 code for a protein of 447 amino acids. Gene Ontology annotation, molecular function: acylglycerol kinase activity; ATP-dependent diacylglycerol kinase activity; ceramide kinase activity. The transcript has 3 exons. Gene Ontology annotation, cellular component: mitochondrion; TIM22 mitochondrial import inner membrane insertion complex. Lineage: Eukaryota; Metazoa; Arthropoda; Insecta; Diptera; Culicidae. Gene Ontology annotation, biological process: protein insertion into mitochondrial inner membrane; ceramide biosynthetic process. The record is from RefSeq and is a predicted model, not a curated record.